Molecule: messenger RNA, 783 nt
Organism: Exophiala mesophila
Lineage: Eukaryota; Fungi; Ascomycota; Eurotiomycetes; Chaetothyriales; Herpotrichiellaceae
Exons: 2
Coding region: 1-783 (260 amino acids)
Biological process (GO): calcium ion transmembrane transport; intracellular calcium ion homeostasis
Molecular function (GO): calcium channel activity
Source: RefSeq, a predicted model, not a curated record
AUGGAUCUUCUCACAACUCGACCGCGACAAGAACGGCAGCGUAUCGAUGGAGAAAUCCAAGUCUUCGUCCCAUUCGACGUCGGCGACAGUAUCGACAUGACAGGGCAAGAAUUCGAAGUCGUACGCAUAUCUUUACUCUACACUGUCUUCCGCCGCAUCGAACCCGACACCAUCGUCCAAGUCGCCAACUCGGUCGUCGGAGCCUUAUUCAUCGAUAACGUCUCCCGCUCAGACGCCAUGCGCGAACGAUAUCAAUUCUCAACACCUGAAAAUUGUCGUGAUUUUCAACCGGAUGUCGAUAUUCAACUCGUUUCGCUGGCGGAUCUUAAACAACUUGAUCUGCGCGUCGAUAUCAAGCAUAAAUCCAACUGGGCGAAUGAUCAGUUACGCGCUUAUCGGAGGUCCAAGUUUUUGUAUGCUUUGCUUUCUGCGACGCGCAAGGUCCCCAUUUAUAGCCCGGCCGGCGCGGGGCCGGAUAGAGGGUCGAUGGAAGCACCUAAUUAUAACGUUCCUAUUGCCAUGGAGCUGGCUCAGAAUGCUCGCCAGAAGUGGGAUCGAGAUCAGGAGGGACGGAGGUUGAAGAGACCCGUUCGCGACGACGACUACGUCCCGAACGUCGCUAAUGUCCCUGACAUCUCUAUUCCCCUGAGCCAGUUUAGAGAUAUUACCCAGUCUGAGACGUGGAUUCUUGCACGAAGAAGAAGGUUGUCUCAGUCGCUCCGCAGCGUAUCUGAGACAUGGCGCCCAAAGAUCCGAUACUCGUCAUGGAAUCUUAUCGUCUAG